AAAACAUCCUGCGGGUUAACAAAACAAAAAAAAAAACAACAAAGUCAAGAACAGAAGAGAAGAGAGAAACAUGAAGCAGUUGAGUUGAUCAACGGUUCAGAAACAGAGGCAAAAAAUGGAGAAAGUAAUGAACAUAAUAAAGCCAAAGGCAAAUCCACAGCAACAACUCAGAGAUUGGCAGCGCAGGCUACGCCAAGAGUGCCGCAACAUCGAGCGUCAAAUCCGAGAUAUACAGAGAGAAGAGAAAACUGUACAAAAAGCAAUUAGAGAUGCUGCUAAAAGAAAUGAUAUGGUCUCAGCCAAGGCACUUGCCAAGGAAAUUGUGAUGUCUAGAAGAACAGUAAACCGUCUUUAUGAAAAUAAGGCACAGAUGAAUUCAAUAUCAAUGCAUCUUGGAGAAAGUGUCGCGAUUGCCCGUACAGUGGGCCAUUUGUCCAAGAGUGCUGAGGUUAUGAAGCUUGUCAAUGAUCUCAUGAAGGCUCCAGAUGUGGCUGUUACGAUGCAAGAGUUCAGCAAAGAAAUGACCAAGGCAGGGGUGAUUGAGGAGUUUGUGAAUGAUGCCCUUGACAGUGCGCUGGAUUCGGAGGAUAUGGAAGAGGAGAUUGAAGAAGAAGUUGACAAGGUAUUGACUGCUAUAGCUGGCGAGACUGCAGCAGAGCUACCAGCAGCAGUCAGGAAGGAGAGAGUGAAGCAAUCUGCCCAGAUGGAAGAGGAAGAAGCUAUAGCUGAGGGUGUUGAUGAUGAGGGUGAACUCGAAGAAAUAAGGGCACGACUUGCCAGCGUUAGAUCAUAAAUCAAAGUGUUACACCCCUUCAUCUGUCCCAUGUAUUAUUAGAGAAGGAUGGUGAACUCAUUAACUUGAAGGCUGCCUUAAGUCAGAAUGAAAUUGCAGUUGGUGCAACACAGUUUUACUUUGAAAAUGGUACAUGGGAUAAAAUGCAUGUUUUAUCUUAAAAGCAGCCCUUUUCUAUCUACUUAAGCUAUCAAAUGUAUUUGUACCAUAUUGAACUGAAGGCACUGUUUGUAGUGCCAUUCAUACGCCUUACUUGUACAGAAGAUAAAAGAGUUAUGCUGUGGGAUGGAAAUAAAUCAUGUUAUGGAAUUAGCCAACACAA
Molecule: messenger RNA, 1115 nt
Organism: Populus nigra (black poplar)
Lineage: Eukaryota; Viridiplantae; Streptophyta; Magnoliopsida; Malpighiales; Salicaceae
Product: vacuolar protein sorting-associated protein 24 homolog 1-like
Exons: 6
Coding region: 116-793 (225 amino acids)
Biological process (GO): protein transport; endosome transport via multivesicular body sorting pathway; late endosome to vacuole transport
Cellular component (GO): ESCRT III complex; multivesicular body
Source: RefSeq, a predicted model, not a curated record